UCAGUCCCAAGACGACGUCUUCUUUGGUCAGAUGACAAUGAUGUGAACAACAAAAGCAUUAAAGAGGCCAUGCGGAGGAACAGAUUUGAUGAGAUAAUGGCUUCCGUUCAUGUUGUGGAUAACAUGAAAGUCACAGAUGACCCUUUCUUCAAGGUGCGUCCUGUGUUUGAGGAGCUGAAUAAAGUCAACAAAAGCAUGACUAUUCAGGAAUAUCUGGCAGUGGAUGAGAUGAUGAUUGAGUACUUUGGUAGGCAUGGAUGCAAGCAGUUUAUCAGGGGGAAGCCCAUUCGCUUUGGUUUCAAGAUCUGGAGUCUUGCAUCCUCAUCUGGAUUUGUCUACCAGAUGGAACCAUAUGCAGGUAGCCACACUCGUCUCAUUGAAACUGGACUGGGUCAGGGUCCAAGUGUGGUUCUCGGCUUGGCAGAGAAAGCUGGAGUGCCACCUGGAUGCAAGUUCUAUCAUGACAACCUAUUCACAACACUCACCCUGGUUGAUGAGAUGACCAAAAGGGGCUACGGCAGCUGUGGCACACUUCGGGAAAAUCGUCUCUUUGAUAUCCCACUAACACCAGCACAGAGCUUCCGGAAGACCUCAAGAGGUAAUGCAGAAUUCCUUAUUGAAGAUGGAAAACUGAUCGUGAGAUGGAAUGACAACAGCGUGGUCACUGUUGUGACCAAUAUGGAGAAUAAGUACUCCGAUGUUGACACUCAACGAUGGAACAAACAGAAACAUGCAAUGGGUAAAGUGAAACAGCCUACAUGUAUAAAGAGCUACAACACACAUAUGGGAGGUGUUGACCUGCACGACCAAUGUGUGAACCGUUACCGGAUUGGCAUCCGAUCAAAGAAGUGGUGGUGGCCAUGCUACAGUUGGGCACUCAACAGUGCUAUGGUCAAUGCCUGGUGUUAUUACAGGUCAUGUAAAGGGGGAGACAGAGAUCUUCUCUCCUUCCAAAGGCUGGUUGCCCAGAGUCUACUCCAGCGCCAUGGGAUGAGGCCACAGGGGCAUGGAAGAAGGUCAGUGUUGGGCUCUGCGAUAUGUGAGGCUGCCAGAUUUGACAACUUGAACCACUGGCCCCACAACACAGGAAGAAAGUACAUGAGGUGUCGAAGAUGUGAUGGAUGCACUUCCUUUGCAUGUGAGAAAUGCAGUGUUGCCUUGCAUAUUGAGUGCUUCAAGAAAUUUCAUGCCAACCACUAAAAUCUACCCAGGAGAGAGAGGAGUGGAGGGAGAAGAGAGAUAGAAAAGGGGAGUGGGUAGGAGACGUAUUACAUAACUUCCCAUUCCGAAUGUCUUUAAAAAUAAUUCUGUAUGCACUGUUAGUUUUGUUAUUUUGUUGUUGUUGUUUUUGUUAUAUAGAUGUAUUUUUUUUUUUUUUUAAUCCUAUUUGUUUUUAUUUAUUUAUUUUCAUUUAACUUUUUUGAUAUACAAUGCCCUGUUGGGGCAGCUUAAUGGCUGCACUUUGUUCUGCACUAUGUUCCACCACUUUAAGACAAAUGGAUUUGUUGUUUGUUGUGUUUUCAUAUUGAAGAGAUUAUAAGCUAGAUGCAGCUUUUUUGGGUUUGCAUCAAAUGUUCUUCGACUUUUCUACAUAAUAAAUGUGUUUAUGAAUAAAGAUUGAUCUGUUGAAAACAGUUAUUUUGAGUUAGAUGCAUAAAUGUUCUCCUCCUAUUCAAAUUUUAAAGGGUGCUUACAACAUAUUUGCCCACCGGCAACUAUAUUCAAACACGAUUUUCAAGAAAAAAAAACAAAAACCUGGGGAAAAUAAUUGCAGAACAUG
Ctenopharyngodon idella (grass carp) is the source of this 1780-nucleotide messenger RNA. RefSeq names its product piggyBac transposable element-derived protein 3-like. Bases 70 to 1200 code for a protein of 376 amino acids. Gene Ontology annotation, molecular function: sequence-specific DNA binding. The record is from RefSeq and is a predicted model, not a curated record. The transcript is spliced from 2 exons. Lineage: Eukaryota; Metazoa; Chordata; Actinopteri; Cypriniformes; Xenocyprididae.